UCACGAGAGAGAAGGGUUCCGUUGGAGGGUAAAACGAGCAUUGCACAAACUGAUUCUUUGACCAGGUGUAACGAUAUGACUAGUAAAGAUUGAAAAGAGAGGAAGGGGGAAGAAAAAAAAAAGAAAUGCAAGAUCUGGUCUCCACAAUAGUUGCCUGAAACACUUCCUAGCUCUUUGUAUAUUUUCAAGUGAAUAUAUAUCUACAUUGGCAGGCUGGUUUCUGUUGCAUGCUUCUGCCCCCAUGGAUACUGAGAUAAGGCCAUGUUCCCCCCUCUCCUUCUUUCUUCUCUUCUUUCUCUUCUCUUCUCUCAACAUCCAACACUGUGGAGCAACUGAUAGCAUCUCUUUGGGCCAGUCCCUCUCCGGAAACCAGACCAUAGUGUCCAAAGAAGGCAAGUUUGAGCUGGGGUUCUUCACACCAGGUAACUCCCGUAACUACUACAUAGGUAUCUGGUACAAAACAAUUCCUGUCCAAACUGUAGUCUGGGUGGCGAACAGAGCAACACCCAUCUCCAACACCUCCUCUGCCGAGUUAAAAAUCUCAGAAGAUGGCAAACUAGUCCUCCUCAACAUUUCCAAAAUCCCAGUUUGGUCAUCCAAUUCAACUCCAUCAACCUCGAAUUCCACGGUUGCUGUGCUUCUGGACACCGGAAAUCUCGUUAUAAGAAAUGGGUCAAACACUACAAUUUGGCAGAGUUUUGAUCACCCAACUGACACAUGGAUGCCAGGAGGAUGGCUUGGAGUUAACAAGAUCACAGAGGAGUAUCAGAGCAUGACUUCAUGGGAGAAUCGUGAGAAUCCUGCCCCCGGGCCUUUCGCUCAUAGUAUGGACCCCGAUGGAUCCAAUCAGUUCGUAUUGCUGUGGAAUGGUUCUGAAAUUUAUUGGAGCGGUGGGCUGUGGAAUGGCCAGUACUUCACUGCAGUCCCUAGUACCAGAGAAAGCACUCCCUUCAACUUCACCUUCGUCGACAACAAGCAGCGGAAGUAUGCCAUGUAUACCAUCCGGGACAGUUCUUUCAUCACUCGGUGUGUGAUUGAAUCAUCGGGGCUAUUAAAGCAAUUGUAUUGGCUGAACGGCGCCCAGGAGUGGCAGGCAAUCUUUACUCAACCUUCGGCUCAAUGUGAUGUCUACUCUCUAUGUGGAGCUUUCGGUAUCUGCGACCAGAAAAGCUCAAAUAUUUGCAGGUGCUCCUAUGGUUUUGAACCAGCUUCAAUGGAAGAAUGGGAGUUCAAUGUUUGGAAGUCAGGGUGCGUGAGGAAAACCAGUUUGCGAUGCAGCAAUAAAAGCUCGACCGGUGGAGAAGGGGAUAGAUUCGUUGAGAUGACCAAUAUGAGAUUGCCUGCCAAUCCGCAGAACUUGACUGUCGGGAGUGCUAGAGAUUGCGAACAGGCUUGCUUGAACAGCUGCUCAUGCAACGCGUAUGCUUAUGUGAGUGGAUGCUCAAUUUGGAAUGGGGACAUUCGGAACCUUCAACAACUCUAUGAUGGUGAUAGUGCAGCUGGUACUCUGCAUCUCCGGCUCUCUGCCUCUGAUUUCCCAGCUUCAAUGUCAUCGGUGGAAUUCUUGGGAUCUCGGGUGUUCUCGUCGGACUAA
This is a messenger RNA of Phoenix dactylifera (date palm), 1594 nucleotides long. The record is from RefSeq and is a predicted model, not a curated record. NCBI's taxonomy places the organism in Eukaryota, Viridiplantae, Streptophyta, Magnoliopsida, Arecales, Arecaceae.